Messenger RNA from Protomyces lactucae-debilis, 774 nucleotides. Its product is annotated as tubulin binding cofactor C-domain-containing protein. The coding region runs from base 1 to 774 and encodes 257 amino acids. Gene Ontology annotation, biological process: tubulin complex assembly; post-chaperonin tubulin folding pathway. Lineage: Eukaryota; Fungi; Ascomycota; Taphrinomycetes; Taphrinales; Protomycetaceae. Gene Ontology annotation, cellular component: cytoplasm. The record is from RefSeq and is a predicted model, not a curated record. The transcript has a single exon.
AUGAGUGUAGCAGCCGACUUUCACAAGGCGUUUCAGGGCUUUGAAGCAACAACCAAGGCUUCUCUCGAGACUAUUGCUACUGCUGAACAGCUUGAUGUGCUUUCAAAUCAGAUCAAUGCUCAGCAACGGACGCUCAAUGAAACGGUUCAUGCUCUCCCAGCCUAUGAUGUUGGCAGGUAUCAAGACAAGCUAGCUGAAUUUUCUCAGCUUGUAGCCUUUAAGAAGACGGCGAUCAAGCCGAAAUCCAAAUUUUCUUUCAAGAGCGCUCGAAAGGAGACUGUUGCUGUUGCUCAGGACACAGAAGCCUUCGCUGAACCUCUGAAGCAGGUUCCGGUGGCCGAUGUGCCCGGUCUGGUCGCGCUGAAUGGGCUUCGUAGCCAGGAUAUCACAUGUGGAAGGUAUCCGCAGCUUUUGGAUGCAUCCAUCCUCGUCCUUUCAAAUAUCCGCGAAUGCACAAUCGAUCUGACCCGACCACAAGGACCUUACAAGUCCGUCACCUGCCGCAAUGUACAUGCUUGCACGCUCUUCAACCUCGAAGCGAGCACGGCAAUCUUCCUCGAGUCGUGCACUAGCAUUCAGUUGACAGGUACGGCGCAGCAAUGGCGCAUUCACGAGUGCUCUAAUUGCACCAUCCGGUACAUCUGCCGGACUGGCAGGCCUGUCAUUGAGGGUUGCACCGACAUGGGCUUCCUCAAUAUGUCGGAUAAUAGCGAGACUAUGGUUGAUGAUUUUAGCGACCUAUCAGGCACACGACGCAACUGGCGUGUCUUGUGA